This is a messenger RNA of Leptidea sinapis, 3934 nucleotides long. RefSeq names its product E3 ubiquitin-protein ligase lubel-like. The record is from RefSeq and is a predicted model, not a curated record. The transcript is spliced from 9 exons. The coding region runs from base 138 to 3737 and encodes 1199 amino acids. Gene Ontology annotation, cellular component: LUBAC complex. Lineage: Eukaryota; Metazoa; Arthropoda; Insecta; Lepidoptera; Pieridae. Gene Ontology annotation, molecular function: K48-linked polyubiquitin modification-dependent protein binding; linear polyubiquitin binding; zinc ion binding. Gene Ontology annotation, biological process: protein linear polyubiquitination.
AACAAAUAGAAAUAGAUUUCAUUAAAGUUCGCCGUUUCAUCAUACUACAUCACCAUAAUUUUCACAUUUGCAUUUCAGCUGAAGACAGUUCAGAUGAAUUUGAAGUAUCCACAUAUAACCCUCAAGAUGAUGACUGGAUGUACCUACCAUUAGAUAAUAAAAACUUAGCUUUUGAACAAGAGCAAUAUGAGCAUUUCAGUGAAAAUAAUGAUGCAAAACACAAUAUCUAUGGUGAAAAUAUUGAUUUAAUAAAUAAUAUUACAUCCUUUCCGCCUGACGAAAACCUAAUGAAAAUUUCGUUAUCUGACAAUCAUCUGUCACCUCAUAUAAAAAACAAUGAAAAUGAAAAACAAAGACGUGUAGACAUAUUCGAUUUCAUUCAAUCGGAAAAUGACUUUAUAGAAGCAUACAAUGCACUGACACGGUUGAGCCCAUUGCCUAAUAUUGAUAAGCAAAGUGAUACUAUAAAGGGCAAUAAAAUAGAUAUUAAUUUAUUCUCACAUAAAAUUCAAAACGAAAGAGAAUUUCAACACAUCGAAAAUGAUAAGCAAGAAACCAUAUCCAUGAAGUCUCUCAAAUCAGGUGACAGAAAUAAAAGUGAACAGUCAAAUAUUUCCACUGAUAAUAAAACCAUUAUUAGCAAGAAAGUUGAACCUACAAAAAGCAAUGAUCAAGAUAGUGAACCAAUUUUAAAUGUUAAUGAGUCAAAACCUAGUAAUUUGAGUGCCAUGGUCGACAAUACACAAAAAAUAAUUCAACAAAUGAAAGAAGAAAUUAAAUAUGAUAUCAAUGAUUCGAAGUCAUCAUCUCUAUCAAGUAAUAGUAGCUGUAGUAAUUCUGAAAUGUCAAUGGAAUCCAGUUACGGUGAAUCAAAUCAUGAGACGGACGAGUUGUCGUCCGAUGAAAAUAUUGAUAGUAAUAAAAAAUUUAAUGUCAAUAUUACAAACAUGACUCAAGAAAUAUCAACAAGCUCCGAGGAUUAUGAACAAUUCGAAGAAGCAAUAGAUUAUUUGGAAACACCUGUAAUCAAAUCUGAUGAAUUUGAAAUGUCAAAUUUUAAAUUAUUAGACUCUCUAGCUCGUGGUCUACAAAUAUCUGAAAUAACGACUCUUGAUAGCAAAGAUUUAGAAAACUUAAAUGUUCGAUCAGAAAGCCAGAGUGAUAAUAAUCUGGAAUCCUUUUCAAAUCACAGUAACUCACCGAACCAAUCAUUAGUCAAUACAAAUUCACAUUGCGAAACCGAAAACGACCUUGGGACAAACCAAACUGAAGGUCGUAGAGAUACAACAACUUUUAUUGACGACAAAGUAUUAGUAAGGCAGAAUUCCCAGUCAUUAGUUUCAUCCAGCUCAAUUUCACAAACAAAACAAUCGAAACAAGAGAAUUUGAAUAAAAUAUCAGAUAUUACAAGCGUCAAUAGAUUCUCAAUUGUUAAUUCUUUUGAAGAAAUUUAUGAUCAACUGACAGGUGAAAUUGAAAAUAGCAACAACGGCAAAUGUGUUAACAAAACGUCACAAAAGCACACGGAUGAGCUACCGGCUAUAAUAUCAACUCCUUACGUAAAACAAAUAAUAAAUUUUAUACAUUAUAUACCUGAAAAGCCCCUAAAAUUUGUAUCUACUCAAUUUAAAUAUCCUAUUUCAAGUGCUGUAUCCGAAUACCAAUAUAAAGCCAUUGAUAUACCAUCACAAAUAAAAAAUACCGAUGAAACAGAAAAAGUUACACCGUCAAACAUAAAUGAAAAAAAUUUUCAAUACACAGACGAUGGCUCUAUAUUCGAUACUUACACAAACGGAAAAACUCCUAUCACCGUUAGCAUCAACCAUAAUACUAAUACAGAUAUCCACAAUGACUUAGAGGUUGCAAAUGAAUUAGCCCAAGAAAGCAUUAAAGAUGAUGCUAUUUCUCAAGUACAGCAGGAAAAAAGAAAGGUCAGCCCGGACAAAACAAAACAACAAGCCAAUAAAGGAUCUAAUAUACCCGUGUUAAUUAAAGCAAAAGUAACAAAUAAAAAAAAUUAUAAAAACGAUAAACCAGCACUGUCUAAGCUACCGGUCCGUAGACCAUCACUAAAACAAUACCCAGCACCAUCGCCACCUAAGACCCACUUUGGUGACGUACAAAAUGGUAAUGUGAAGCAAUUACAGACCCGUUUAUUUAAUCCAAAACCUAAUAAUACUGAUUCCGAAGCUUCCACUUCUACAGCAAUAAUUAAACAAAAAGCACCUCCUCCACCAACAAAUUCAGAUCAACAUUCAGACACGAUCUAUAAAGAAAAGCAGCAUUUUUUCCGUGAAACAUGUCGGACUGAAGAUGAGUGGACUGAUAGUGAUUCUGACAGAGAAAUUAUAUCACCACAAAUAAUAAAAGAUAGUACUCCCACGCCCGAGUACCAACCUCCGCCUCCGCAUACGAUGCGUCGUGUAUCUGGUCAAUUAGUUGAUCUUGCUAAAAUUCGAUUGCCAGAGGGGUCUCCAGAGAGGCAAGCUCGUAUGCUUCUAGCGGAAGGUGCAACUGAAACUUGGGAACAAGCUCAACUUGCUGUUGAUCUAAUAGCAAGGGGUACUGAAGCACCUGUCGCACUUUUAGCUGCACUUGAAUGCAUAGACCUCAAAACAGCCCUAGCGUAUCUGAAUCAGAACUGCGAGCUAUGUGCAGCUAACUAUCCUGAACAUGAGAUGGUUUCCAUGUUACGCUGCCCUCAUAGGUGUUGUCGUGAAUGUGCCCAUCAUUACUUUACUGUGCAAAUAACAGAACGAAGUAUUGUGGACUGUGUUUGCCCAUAUUGCAAAGAACCAGAACUAGAAAAUUUGGAUGAAGACGCUUGGGUAGACUACUUCGCUCAUCUGGAUAUAUUACUUAAAACAUUACUAGAAGUUGAUGUUCAUGAGUUGUUUCAGCGAAAGUUAAGAGAUAGAACUCUUGCCAGGGACCCUAAUUUCCGUUGGUGUAUUGAAUGUUCCUCGGGAUUUAUCGUUCAUCCAAAACACAAAAAAUUGCGAUGUCCUGAAUGUAAAUCUGUCACUUGUGCUGCAUGUAGAAAACCGUGGACUGCUAAUCAUGAGGGAAUAUCAUGCGAACAAUAUGCUGUAUGGCUGGACGAUAAUGACCCGGAACGAUCACUAGCCGCCGUGAACCAACAUUUAAAGGAAAAUGGCUUGGAGUGUCCCAGAUGUCGAUUUAAAUAUUCACUGUCAAGGGGAGGAUGCAUGCAUUUUACCUGUACGCAAUGUAAAUAUGAAUUUUGCUACGGGUGUGGAAAACCGUUCAUGAUGGGCGCCAGAUGUGGCUUGAGCGAAUAUUGCGCCAAGUUGGGCUUACACGCACACCAUCCCCGAAACUGUCUUUUUUAUCUGCGAGACAAAGAACCGCGUGAACUACAAACUUUACUACAGAUGAACAACGUGACUUAUGAAACGGUGGCUCCGGAAGGCACUGGCCCACGUUGUCCCAUACAACUGCAGCGUGAAACUCCUACAGGACUUAUUGACACUACAUGCGGCAGUGAAGUUCUACCUAAUCAAGCCGGGCUAUGCAAGAACCAUUACUUGGAGUAUUUGAGUCGUUUGGUGCGGAGCAAGUCAGUGGACCCGCUGCCGAUAUUGGGUGUGGACGACUUGGAAACAUUGGUGCGCCGAGCUGCCUUGAGGCCCCCGCCGCGACCCUACGGCUCGCUCGACGGCCUCUACAAACGAGGCCUAAUAGAGAUCGUCAAAGAGAAGAUUCCUCUGGACUGAUUUAUACGAUUUCGAAAAUUUCAUCAAAUCAUGCUUCACUUUUCGAUUUCUUGUAUGUUUAAUAAUUUAUAGAAAUUUCAAAGUUAAAUAAAGAUAACUAUUUAUUUAUAUGUGUAACAUAAAUUUGUAUGAUUGUCAGCUAUUUUAGUAAUAAUAAUAUUAUAAUUUAAAUACUCAAUAAAAAUACAGAACUGUAA